UGGUGCAGGACGGUGUACGUCGCUCUCGCUCCCUCCCUCGCGCGAGCCCCCCGAGCUUGGCUCGCUUUCCCUGGCAUCUGCGUCCUUCCGGCUGGGACGAUCCUCUGGAGAAGACGAGUGUGUCUCUUUGGGAUAAUUUAGUGGUGUUGCUGGCAGUACCUGUGAUUCUUUUCCUGAGUGAAGUGUUUGAAGAACUCUUCGAAAAGGGCCACCUGAAACGGAUUAUGUAAUUAGAACCAACUUCCCCUUCUUUUCAUAGACUGAUUCAUCCACUACUUAGAAUAUAUAGUUUAUGUAACACGAUGCCUAAAGAUUAGUCGUAUCCCUACUACGGAAAAUAAAACCACAAGCAGAAAACUAUCCACCAUUUUUUCUUUGCAUCUGGAAUCCCAAACUUACGUCUGCCUCUGAACGCAGGUAGCACAGCCUCACUCAUUAGGGAAUCGUUUCCGGCAGUUACCCCUCAGAAUCGAAGAAGAAGAAAAACAUUGUUGUAUGGUCUAUACUCUAAGUGAUCCCCAUAAGUGAUAUAUCUUACGUGCAGUGGUCUAAAGAGCAUAUUUAUCACGCACAGUGUUCCGUUAAAAGAAAGUGAUUAGUAUACAGCAACUUGGAAGUGACAAAACUGAAUACCAUCGACGUGGAAAUGUUUAACGUCUUUUAAGGCUUAUUGAACGCAUUCUGGCAACCAUUCAGAAAAGAGAAGAAAUCUGUUAGUUCUUGACCACAUAAAAUAUUUGACAAGAAAAAAAAUACCUUGCCUACACGAGUGAGUAACCCAAGCGUCAGAUAUCCGCGAAGGUAACCACCGAGGAAGGUAUCCCUGUUACCUGUGCAAAAGUGAUAGACGGUGUCGCGUAACUGCUCUCGCAUUCCUUCCCCUCACAGACGCCCAUCGGUAACCAUGGAAGGACCUUUAGCCAAUAUGAGGGGGUCCUUAGCCUCUCGUAGACUUCACUGGUUCCUUACUUUGAUCAUAUACUGGCAGUUCCUCACUCGGCAUAUUGUCUCACCUGCCUUCAUCUCACAUGCGCAAGAAACAGCUGCUGACACGACGCAGGUAGAGGUGGUGGAAGGGUACAACGCCUCGCUUCCCUGUUCUAUCCACUCUCCUUCACACGACACUCCCGUCCUCACGCUGUGGUACAUUGGCACUGACGAUACCCCCGUGUAUAGCUACGACCAACGGCCCAACGUGCGCGGCGGGACGGAGUGGUCGGACGCGCUGGUGUUCGGGUCGCGGGUCAAGUACCUCCCGUUCGAGCGGCCGCCCGUCCUCCUCCUCACCAACGUCUCCACGAUGGACGCCCGACUCUACCGCUGCAGGGUGGACUUCCACAAGUCCAACUCGCGCCAGGCGUGGAUCAGGCUCUCGGUCAUAGUUCCCCCUUCCAAGAUUGAGGUGAUCCCACGAAUAUCUCCCGUGGAGCUCGGCCAGAGAGAUGACGUGGUUUGCAAAGUGACGGGAGGUUCCCCUCUGGCAACCGUGGUAUGGCUUCAAGACGGGCAGGUCGUCGACAGGAACACCACGCAAGGAGAGACAAGUGCAUUUAACAGCCUCAGCAUCCCAGCAUCAAGGAAAGAUUUAUCUCAUUCCUUCACCUGUAAGGGGUCGAAUAAUGAUGCUACGCCCCCGCUCGUGGUUACUUAUAAGCGUAAUGUUAAUUGCGGUCCCCUCAGCGUCACCAUCACCCCCGAGGAGAAGCCCAUCGUCGCCGGCCGUCUCGCGAGGCUCCAGUGCACGGUCGUGGGGAGCAACCCGCCGCCCACCGUGACCUGGUAUCAGCAGGGGCAGCAGGUCACGCCUCUGCAUACUCAGGUGGAGGUCGGAGACAAUAUGACCGUGAGUGUUUUGCUGUUGCAAGUGACUCGAGAGCAUCACCGGAAGCAGCUGGUGUGCCGAGCUCAGCAUCCAACUCUUCCUCUUGACACCUUGGAGGAUAUUUUCACCCUUAACGUCUCUUGUAAGUGUGGCUUGUCGGCGAGAUGUUUGUACAUGUUGUAG
Messenger RNA from Penaeus chinensis, 2005 nucleotides. Its product is annotated as nephrin-like. Lineage: Eukaryota; Metazoa; Arthropoda; Malacostraca; Decapoda; Penaeidae. The record is from RefSeq and is a predicted model, not a curated record. The transcript is spliced from 7 exons. Bases 905 to 2005 code for a protein of 366 amino acids.